GUCGCUGCCGUCUCCUCUUUUCCACUUCCACCCAACACCCACCCCUGCUCGCCGCUCCUGCCCCCGAAACCCUAGCGGCGAGGAUGGGCCGCAAGCGCCGCCAGCCGUCGCCGCCGCCGCCCCCGCCUCCGGAGGAGGAGUCUUCCGCCGACGAGUCCAGCUCGGCGGAGGAGGAGGAGGAGGAGGAGGAGGAGGCGGAGGCCACCCCCGCGACCCAAAAUUCCCCCAAACCCCCUUCCGCCGCCACGGCCGACGACGCCGAGGCCGACGCCGAUUCGUCGGAUGAAAGUGACGAGGAGUCCUCCGAGUCGGGCAAGAUCGACGCCGAGGCCUUCGAGCUGCGCCAGAUCGCCUCCUCCAAGCUCGAAUCCGACGCCGGUGAGCCCACGCCGCCGGCCAAGGACAAGAAGAAGGGUAAGUCUUUGGCGGAGCCCUCUCCGUCCGGCACGGCCAAGAAGGCAAAGGCCGGGGCGGCGGAGAAGGCACUCUCCGAGCUCACUCCUGCCAGCGAGGGUAAGAAGAAGCACAAGGCCCAGCCGGAGAAGACUGGGCCGUGGACCAAGCUUGAGAAACCCGGACAGCCCAGGCGCUGGACUACUGAGGACGAGAUCAAGAUCCUGGAGGCUCUUGUUCGCCACGUCAAGGCCAAUGGCACCCAGCCGGGCGCUCGUGAGCUUAUUACUGCGGUUGGUGCCAGCCUCGAAAGGAAGAACGUCACCAAGACGGAAAUGUAUGAGAAGGUGCGGAAUAUCAGGCAGCGAUAUGAGAAAGCGGUGAGCACGGGCGCUCUGCCAGAGAAAGAUGAUGACCUCCGCAAGUUCAAGCUCUCGGAGCAAGUGUGGGGAGAGAAUGCAAAGCAGAUCGCUGCAGCCACCAUGGCUCAAAAUGAGGCUGCUUCCUCAAAGAGCAAGAAGAAGGGGCAGACUAGCAAGGAGAAAACAGAGGGCUAUUCAAAGGGUGGUACAGCAAAGGAGACCACUGCUAGCGCCGAUGAAACAGAGGGCUAUUCAAAGAGUGGUACAGCAAAGCAGGCCACCAAAGAGAAGGCAGACGAAGAUAGCAAGGGCGGGUCAUCAAAGAAGGCUAGCACUGCUGAUACUCCUGCUAAGAGUAGAAAGCGGGGAAACCAAAAGGAGGAAUUGGAAGGCGAUGUGAAAACUGGCACUACAAAGGAGACCGUGGAUACUACCGCUCGGAAUGGUGGAACUUCGGUGAGGAGCAAGGGUGUAAAGUCUGACAAAGAGAAAACGGAUGAAGAUGUAGAGAACCCCACGCCAAAGGAGGCUAUGGGUGAUGCUCAAAAUGGUGGCACCCAUGCUCUGUUUAAGAAGGAAGGGGAAACUCAUGAAGAGAAAAUGGACACUGAUGCUAAUGUGAGAGGCAUGCACAAAGGGUUUGAUGAAUUGCAGAAAUUGUACCCCAACCUUACCUCUUAUGUGGAGGACAUCCAGGCCCAACAUCCAUGUGGGGAGACACUGAAGAGAGCAUUUGAGUUCAUGGACGACGAGAAGGCAUGUGCUUUAGAAUCCAAGAUCAAGAAGCAAAGGGUAGCUGAGUUGAGGAUAGGGAUGCGCCGUGCUGACACAAAUAAGGAGGUGACCAACAUAUUCAUAGGACUGCUGGACUAAACCCUUCUGUUGCUGUCAAGCCAUUUAUGCGAUUGCUGGGUAAGAAGACUGACUGAUGUAGCAAAAGGUUGAUUGGACGUGGAACCGAUGGAUGAGCAUGAGACAUGGUGAUGAGCUACUGUUGUGGCCGGCCGUUGUCUUGUUUAUGAUGGUUGGUGGUCAGCUGACUCAUACUGUCUUAUGCCAGUACCCAUGUUGGUGUCAUGUCUAGGAAAUGCAGCGUCAUAAUGCUGACCAUGACUUGGAAUUCCGUUUCUUCUGUUCAAUGAGUUAGGUCUUAUUGGCCGUGUAAUGUUGCUUCUGAAUUCAGUGGUAGUAGAGGCCUAGAGGCCGGAGGCCGAUGAUCAGGCGUAUUGGCUUUGGGUUGAGGCUGCUGGAUUAAGAGCCUUCUUUUGUAGUUCUAAGCGCUGUUUUGGAGCUGUCAUGGUUGGAUGUAAUGCUGUGUUUGUUGGAGUUUGUUUUGGUUUCAGUCUUCUAGUGUUGAACUUAAGUUCAUUUUGGAUGA
Triticum aestivum (bread wheat) is the source of this 2133-nucleotide messenger RNA. RefSeq lists its product as uncharacterized. Gene Ontology annotation, biological process: regulation of DNA-templated transcription. The record is from RefSeq and is a predicted model, not a curated record. The coding region runs from base 84 to 1628 and encodes 514 amino acids. NCBI's taxonomy places the organism in Eukaryota, Viridiplantae, Streptophyta, Magnoliopsida, Poales, Poaceae. The transcript is spliced from 2 exons. Gene Ontology annotation, cellular component: nucleus.